UUGAAUUAACUUUUAAAUUUUAUUUCAUCAAGAUUUAAUUCUUUUUUUUGAAAAAAAUCUGUGAUUUUAAUUUUAUGAACGUUGUAUUUUUCUGCAAUUUCUGAAAUGGACAGAGAGAUUAAGCCACUGUUUGUGUUGUGUCCUCAAAACUAGAGACAUAGAAUCCUGUCUAACAAUGAUAAGUAUUAUUAUUAUUAUUAUUACGUUUAUAAAUCCUCUGUUAAUUUUCUUUUUCAACUGAACUUCCGUGGGGUUCUUUAUCAUGUCAAUCGGUUUUCGUUCUAAAUACCCAUUUAGUCAAAACAUAAAUUAUAGUUUAUAUCACAUGCUAAUGGGGAUUCAAUUACUUUUUUAUUACUAACUUUGGUAUUUUUACAGUUAAUAAUAUGAGUUUUUACUGGUUUUAAUUUUUCUUUUUCAUGGGGAUGGACAAUGAUCUUGAUUGCACGUGGUCCUCCAUGUUUCUUUCUCAUAUCCCUAAGAACAUCAGCACCUGCAACUUCAAUCUUUCUAUUUAUUUAUUAGAACUAAAUACAUACAUGCAUACAAAUAAAGCAUUUUAUUUAUUUACAGAUGUCCUUUUAUUUAUAGAUAUAUGUAUAAAUUAAGUAGGUGACAAAACAAGAAAAAACCUGGGUAAAAGACAGUUGAAGUUUUAUUGUUAUGGUCUCAAGGAAGCUCUCUCUUUGUUUCAUUAAUUGCAUUUGCAGUUUGUUUAUCCUUGAGUAACUGUGAUUUCUUUAUUUAUCUGUUUGUUCACUUUGUUUUACUGACAGUAUUCUUGUCUAAUAAUUAAUAAAUAAAAACUGAAGUUGUUUUAUUAAUGGGAAUCUACAGUUUAUCCUGAGAUAAUUAUUUGUGAGAUUGAGAAUUUACAGUUAUUUUAGGGAGAGAUUUUCUGAAUCUGGUAGUGAGCUUUGAAAUAAAGUCGAAUUAAAUUGUGUAUGUAUCAUGAAAAUAGAGAGGAAGAAGGAAACAGUGACGAGUGGGGUAAUGUUAUACUUGUGUUUGUUUGAGUGAACCUCAAUUGCCAGCCCAGCCGACCACGGCAGUCCCGUGAGAGGGACAAAAGGGAAAAUUAGUAUAAGGCAAAAGAAAAAAAAAAAAAAAAGGUGAAAGAAGAAAAAGAACCAACCCUUCUUAUCCUACACACCCUUCUCUCUCUCCGUCUCUCUCUUCACAGUAGUCUAGUCUCUGGUCUUCCCAGUUUCUUCUGGGGGACCCCUAACUCGGCAUUUUAUUGAUACCAGAAAAGAAAAAAUUAUAUAAAAAUAAAUAAAACAACCUUUAGUGAUGACCGUUAGUGCACUUUGUGGCUUCCCCUGGAGUUAUCUAUGAUCCUAUCUGCACCUAAUGUUGGUUUAUCAUCCUCAUCAUUACUAUUGCCCAACUUCUGUGUCAUGGUCUGAUCUGCUUGGACUUGGGGUUUUCUUGAUGAAAAUUCAGAACCCAUUUGCAUUUAUUUGUUGUGAUUCUCAAGUUCAUCAUCUCUCAGAUCUGGGUCUUUGGAAAGAUAUUUAUUGCUGGGAAAAGUAUCUUCUUUUUGAGCAGCUGGUUUGAUUCCCUUCAAUGUUAGAUAAAUGAAAGCCUAAGCUGUCAAAUGUGGUUCAGUUAUGUCGAAAAAUCCAUCAAUGUGGUCUAAUUUGGACAUUGUUUGAUGGAUGUAUGUGAAUCAGAGAAGCACACAGCUGUGGAUACCCCAAGACUUCCCUUGGUUCCAGCUCAAAGGAACAGUAAUGCACGGUCCACGACCCGCCGCCCUCAGACGAGGGAAAUUGGUUCUAGAUAUAAAUCACCAACACCAUCUGCUCCUAGGCGUUGUCCAUCACCAAACCAAUCAAGAACAGUGCCUACUACCUCCCAAGUGGUUCCCAAGAGAGCCAAAUCAGCUGAGAGGAGGCGUCCUUCAACUCCACCUUCACCCCCAAGCCCCUCUACACCCGUUUGGGAUUCAUCUGUUGAUAUACAGUUGCAAUCUAGAAGGCUAAGUUCUGGCAGCCGUUUACCAGAGAGUUUAUGGCCUUCUACAAUGAGAAGUCUUAGUGUUUCAUUUCAGUCGGAUGCCAUUUCAAUUCCAGUCAGCAAGAAGGAAAAACCAGUUAGUAGCAUCUCUUCUGAUCGCACCUUGCGACCAUCUUCAAAUGUGGCUCAUAAGCAGACCGAAACACCUGCUGGUUCAAGAAAGCCCACACCAGAGAGAAAGAGGAGUCCUCUUAAAGGGAAGAAUGUGCAGGAUCAAUCAGAGAAUGCUAAACCUGUGGAUGGUUUGCGUACUAGAUUGAUUGAUCAGCAUAGAUGGCCUAGUAGGACAGGUGGGAAGGUAUCUUCCACUUCAUUAAAUAAAAGUGUGGAUCACACUGAUAAAACUGUGAAAGCUACAUCAACACCAAUUGGAAUUGGUUUGUCUUCGCUCAGGAGAUUGUCUGUUCCUGGUGGUAGCAUUAAACCUUUACAGAAAUCGGCUAGUGAUGCUGCUAGACUAUCAUAUAUAGAAGAUAUAGGCAGGAGAAGGUCUGAAGCAAGUCCUGCAGAUGAUAGUUUACUGCUGGUAUCUGGAUCUCAGAAGUUUGUUGCAACAAGUUUAUCAGACAGAAGGUCUUUAAUAAUUCCUGCAGUUAGAACUCAGUCCUUGCCUAGCCCUGGAUUGCGCCCUCCAUCACCAAGUAGGACCUCCGUUAGAGGUGUCAGUCCAUCUCAUGCAAGACCAUCCACUCCUCCUUCUAGAGGGGUCAGCCCUUCUCGGACAAGGCCGUCAACUGUCUCAAGCCAAUCGAGUAGUUCUACUUCGGUUCUUAGUUUUAUAGUGGAUUUUAAGAAAGGGAAAAAGGGUGGAAACUAUAUUGAAGACGCUCAUCAGAUACGGCUAUUAUACAAUAGAUAUUUGCAGUGGCGAUUUGCUAAUGCCAGGGCAGAGGCUGUUCUUUACAUUCAGAAAAAAACUGCAGAGAAAAAUCUGUACAAUGUCUGGAACAGUACUUUAGCUUUGUGGGAUUCAGUAAUCAGGAAGAGGAUCAGUCUUGAACGGCUGAAACUAGAGCUUAAACUGAGUGCUCUUUUAAAUCAUCAAAUGGCCUACCUAGAUGAAUGGGCUUUUCUCGAAAGGGAUCAUGUAAGCUCUUUAUCCGGGGCUGUGGAAGAUUUGGAGGCAACCACUCUUCGUAUUCCUGUGACUGGAGGGGCAAAGGCAGAUAUAGACUCUUUGAAGGUUGCCACUUGCUCAGCUGUUGAUGUCAUGCAGGCAAUAGGGUCAUCCAUAUGUUCUUUACUCUCAAAGGUGGAGGGGGUGAAUGUGUUGGUUUCUGAGCUUGCUAUUGUAGCAGCAGAAGAGAAAGCUAUGCUUGAUGAGUGUGAAGCGCUAUUGGCUUCAACAGCAGCUUUGCAGGUUGAAGAAUUCAGCAUUUGCACCCAUCUCAUUCAAACGAAACAUGUGCUUGAGAAUCAACCCAUCUUGGCGGCGAAAGGCUCUCAAUGGCUGCCAACUUAACCUUAAAAUGAAGUUUCAGCAGAGAUAAAUCAGUCUUCAGUGAUCUCAUUAAAAUGUAAAUUGAUUUUUUUUUUUUUUACUUUUUCACUUUUUUUAUUAAAUCUUUUAACUUAUUGGGGUUAAUUCUUUUUCUUUUAUUAUUUUUUUUUCUUUCUUUUCUUUUUUAAAAAUUGAGCUGCUGGCUCCACUUUUUCCACGUGUAAUUUUUUUGUACUAUGCAUAUGAAAAGUAAAAUGGAUAAAAGAAGAAAAAGAAGAAUGCAGUAUUCAA
Molecule: messenger RNA, 3754 nt
Organism: Ricinus communis (castor bean)
Lineage: Eukaryota; Viridiplantae; Streptophyta; Magnoliopsida; Malpighiales; Euphorbiaceae
Product: AUGMIN subunit 8
Exons: 7
Coding region: 1658-3484 (608 amino acids)
Biological process (GO): centrosome cycle; spindle assembly
Cellular component (GO): nuclear microtubule; centrosome; cytoplasm
Molecular function (GO): microtubule binding
Source: RefSeq, a predicted model, not a curated record